This is a messenger RNA of Salvia miltiorrhiza (redroot sage), 2447 nucleotides long. RefSeq names its product phosphomevalonate kinase, peroxisomal. Gene Ontology annotation, cellular component: peroxisome. Gene Ontology annotation, molecular function: phosphomevalonate kinase activity; ATP binding. The record is from RefSeq and is a predicted model, not a curated record. The transcript has 11 exons. Bases 694 to 2223 code for a protein of 509 amino acids. Gene Ontology annotation, biological process: isopentenyl diphosphate biosynthetic process, mevalonate pathway. NCBI's taxonomy places the organism in Eukaryota, Viridiplantae, Streptophyta, Magnoliopsida, Lamiales, Lamiaceae.
ACGCACACAACCUUCUUCCACCCCCUAUCUCAGAAAUCCGGCUGGUCGUCUUCGUCUCUCUCUCAAAUCGAGCAAAAUCCAAAAUUCCCAAUUUUAUAUUUCAGUGACACACUAGCGCUAUUUUGCUCUUAGACAUGCUCAGACCAAAUCCCGAGUGGCAUUCAAGUAAGUGGGAGUCGAAAUAAAGGCCGCCACGCCCUCUUCUCAGCCUCAACUCAACAACAUCAAGAACCCAUAAUUAAUUCUAUUUGUUCAUCAGGUGAACUAACUUCUUCUUCUUCUUUCCAUCACCAGCAAGUUUGCUGAUUAUGAAUUAUUUCCCAGGAUAUAAAAGGCAUUUCAUAUCUUUUUCUAUUUCACACCACGUUUUCUAACUUAUGCUAUCAAACGCAAAAUAUGGACACUGACGGCCCACCACAGCUAUAUUUUUAAAAUGGGCUUCUUAAAUAUGACCUUCUUUUCAAAUAAUCGGCUGUAUUCGGAAGGACGGACCGGUUUGGUUCUCGUAGACUCACCCGGAAAUCGGGCCGCCGCACAAGUUUGAAAGUCAUAUUCGGAAGUCAAAAUUUACACACUCAUAAAGACUGCUGCUCUUACUUAGUUGUUAUCGUCGCCUUCAUUCAUCCCACCAAAUCCCACGCACUUGGUAUACGCCGAACUUUCAAAAUCGCACAAAGUGGUAAUUUUUGAAAAAUGGCAGUGGUUGCUUCUGCUCCGGGCAAGGUUUUAAUGACCGGGGGCUACCUUGUGUUGGAGAAGCCUAAUGCUGGGAUUGUACUGAGUACAAAUGCCCGCUUUUAUGCAAUUGUAAAGCCACUAAAUGAGGAAGCUAAACCCAACAGUUGGGCAUGGUCAUGGACAGAUGUGAAACUGACUUCACCUCAGAUGGGAAGAGAAAUUAUGUACAAAUUGUCACUUAAGACUCUACAGCUACAGAGUGUGUCUUCUAGUGAUACCAGGAAUCCAUUUGUUGAAUAUGCACUUCAAUAUGUUGUAGCAGCAGCUUGUGCCACAUUUGACCAACCUAAGAAAGAUGAGUUGCAAAAACUUCUGUUGCUAGGUCUUGACAUUACUAUAUUAGGUUGCAAUGAGUUCUAUUCAUAUAGGAAUCAGAUUGAAGCACGUGGCUUGCCAUUGACCUCAGAAUCUUUGGCUUCACUUCCUCCUUUUACUUCAAUUGCAUUCAAUGAGGAAGAAUCAAGUGGACAAAAGAGCAAGCCGGAAGUUGCCAAAACUGGGUUGGGCUCAUCAGCAGCUAUGACAACUGCUGUUGUUGCUGCUUUACUUCAUUACCUUGGAGUUGUCAGUCUUCCUUCAGAGUUCAGUGGUCCUCUUGAAGGGGAUAAAGUUUCUGCAGACCUGGAUGUUGUGCAUGUCAUCGCUCAAACUGCUCACUGUAUAGCACAGGGUAAAGUUGGUAGUGGUUUUGACGUGAGCUCUGCUGUUUAUGGUAGUCAGCGGUAUGUCAGAUUUUCACCCGAAGUACUUUCUUCUGCUCAGGAUGCUGGUCGAGGGAUUUCAAUUGAAGAGGCCAUAGGCAAUGUGCUAAAAGCCAAUUGGGAUCAUGAGAGGACUAAAUUUUCGUUGCCCCCAAUGAUGACUUUAUUACUUGGAGAACCAGGAACUGGUGGAUCAUCAACGCCAUCAAUGGUUGGUGCCGUAAAGAAGUGGCAAAAGUCUGACCCUCAAAACUCCCUUGAAACAUGGAAAAAGUUGUCAGAAGCUAAUUCUACUCUUGAGAUGCACCUCAAAACCUUAAGCAAAUUGGCAGAAAUAAACUUUGAUGAUUAUAAAUCUACCAUUAUCAAAUGCAGCACUCUCACAUCCGAAAAGUGGAGAGAUGAAGCUCUUGAACCAAAUCAAAUAGAAGUUAUUAAAGCAUUACUAGGAGCUAGAGAUGCCAUACUUGGAAUCAGGUGUAACAUGCGCAAGAUGGGCGAGGCUGCUGGGAUUCCCAUUGAACCCGAAUCACAAACUCAACUGCUAGAUACAACGAUGAACAUGGAAGGAGUUCUGCUGGCUGGUGUUCCGGGUGCAGGUGGCUUCGAUGCAGUCUUUGCUGUGACCUUGGGGGAGUCGAGCAGCAACGUGGUCAAAGUUUGGAGUUCCCUCAACGUACUCGCCUUGCUAGUAAGAGAGGAUCCUCGCGGAGUUUUUUUAGAAAGCAACGACCCUCGAACAACAGAAAUUACUGGUGCGGUUUCUUCCAUUCGUAUUGAAUGAAGUUCGAUCUUAGUACUUUUUUUACUUGUAUUGUCAUUUGAAACUCAGGUAGCUAAAUUUCAGUGAGUUUGAUGCGGGUUUUAAGUUAUUCCCACUGUUAAAAUAAGGAAGCAGAACAUUUCUGUUGUAUUUCUUUCGAAUAUAUUGUAUUUUACAGCGAAUAAUUUGUAUGAGAUGAUCUUAAAAUAUUUAUAUAAUUAUUCGCCCAGGCAAUUUUCUACUUA